UUUGCUCGUGCUACAGUCAGUCUUUUGAUUGCUAAUACUUUGUCAAGGCAAACUAAACUGUAAAUUGCUCAAUUUGAAGACAGGAAUCAGUCACAUGCUUUAAAAGGAAGAGAUUUUAUGUGAACGAAAAAUAGGAGUCAGUGUGUGGAAGCGGAUAUGAAUGAAUUUAAAAACACUAAUUCGUUCACGAACGAAACACUUUGAGACAACUGAGUCGCUUACCAUGCAUAAUUAGAAAUGUGAUUUUCAACACUGAUGAUGCUCCAUUCCAUGGUAUCUUGGGCCUUAUUAUCUAUGAAGUUUUCUACUGAGCCAUUCCAUAGACGCCCAAGGACGAUCUGAUUGGUUGGAUGAGGGAGCAGUGAGCUCUGGUUGGCUGUCGGAGAAUCAUUUAACACCCACACUGUCAAUAGUGAGACCCACAUGGGGACCAUGGUUAUGUUGAAGAUCUCCGCUUUCCUUGUUGCCUACGCUCUGAUUAUUUGCCAGAUGUACAGCUCUAAUGCAGCUCCUGCCAGGCCUGCACUGGAAUCAUCACCAGAUCGAACUAUGCUUACCGACUAUGAAGCGAGAAGGUUGCUGCAUGCAAUCGUCAAAGAAUUCAUGCAGAUGACUGCGGAGGACAUGGAGCAACAGGCAGCUGAGGAAAACAGUGUUACAACACAGAAGAGAGCUUGUAACACGGCCACAUGUGUGACCCAUCGCCUGGCAGACUUCCUGAGCCGCUCGGGGGGGAUUGGAAGCAGCAAAUUUGUCCCCACCAAUGUGGGCUCUCAGGCGUUCGGCAGACGAAGGAGGCUCAGUCAGGAGUAGUCAACUGAAUGGGUCUUCGUGAAAUGGUCACCAGUCUACACGUCCACAGUUCUUCUUUGAUUGCUGUCAAUAAAAGAGAAAGCAUCAUCAUGUCCACAUUAUGACCCCUGGGAAUGGAAACUCCUCACUUUCAUCUGAAUGGACUCCAGUUGAUAGCACUGAUCGUUUCCAUCCAGCCAGACAUUAGUCAUAUCUGCUCAUUUUUAGGCUCUUCCAUGAAGCAACAUAAGUUAAAAAAAAGAAAAAGAAAAGAGAAAACGAUGAUCAGCAACCCUCAUUUUUCUACUCAUUUGGAUCCGAGGAAGAGCACUGCUUCAUUCUUUCCUCUCAGCAGAGAGCACAUUCAGUAUGUACAGUCUGGUUUGGCCCAUGUUCCUUUAAUGUGUCUCAGCACAUUACGGUAUUUUGGGGAUCAUAUUAAAGCAGUGCCUCAUAAAAAGGCUUCCCUGAAUAUGGAUGUGUCUUGUGCCUUGAUGUAACACUUUACAUGCCGCUGUUGUACAGUAUGUUUGAAUUAAAGGAGGGAGGUUCUACCACUGAAUUACAAAUUGUAACAAUUGUGAAUUUGAGCAAGAUUAAAAUGUAUUUUAGAUACAUAAGGUUUGGGGUACUUGAUUUAUUGACUGACUGGUUGUUUAGUAAUUGGUCUGCAAUGCAUAGUCGUACACAUGCCCCCUCAUGUCAUGUUCAAUUUUGCAUUUCUGACACAAUAAUCAGAAAUAAAUGAUGAGAACAAGGUUCAACAUUAUUCUACAGUUGUUCUGAAUGCCCAUUUAACAGGUGUCAAAUUAAGAAGUCUAGUUUGUAAACCAAAUGAAUGAGUGUUCAUGCAUGAAAACAUAAUAUCUGACUGAAA
This is a messenger RNA of Onychostoma macrolepis, 1669 nucleotides long. It is a transcript of the gene calca, whose product is annotated as calcitonin/calcitonin-related polypeptide, alpha. The transcript is spliced from 7 exons. The record is from RefSeq and is a predicted model, not a curated record. NCBI's taxonomy places the organism in Eukaryota, Metazoa, Chordata, Actinopteri, Cypriniformes, Cyprinidae. Gene Ontology annotation, molecular function: calcitonin receptor binding; hormone activity. Gene Ontology annotation, cellular component: extracellular region. Bases 424 to 813 code for a protein of 129 amino acids.